ACCGGAAAGAAACCUUCCCCAUCGGCCGCUGUGCAUGAGGUUGGCGGGCUGCUGGUGUUUGAGUGUUUGAUGUAUUUGUUUAAAUUCUGACGCUCAACUAGCGACCAUAACCUCAGUGUCGUGUAACUCAAUACCACGCGGAACCUUUCCAGUCGGGUAAGUUAACGGUGGUAGCUCAGCCAUGCCGUCCGGCGCUGGACUCAGCAGCCCGGCAGCUGCCCUCGCCGAAGCGCUGGAAAACUCCUCCCGGCUCAUUGACAGACACCUGCAAGAAGACCGCUGCUUUCCGGACCUCUCGGAGCUGCUCAGCGUCCCUUCGCACAAUAUGCCGUCCCUCUCUGGAGUGUCGGACAUGGACUACCCGCUCCAGGGACCAGGUUUACUCAGUGUGCCAAAUCUCCCAGAGCUCAGUGCUGUCCGCCGAGUUCCUCUGCCACCUGAGCUGGUGGAGCAGUUCAGCCAUAUGCAAUGUAACUGCAUGAUGGGAGUUUUUCCAGAGAUCUGUCGAGCGUGGCUUACUAUUGACAAUGACAUCUUUAUGUGGAAUUAUGAAGAUGGAGGAGAUGUGGCCUAUUUUGAUGGCCUUAUUGAAACCAUUCUGGCAGUGGGCCUUGUAAAACCAAAACAAGGGAUUUUACAGCCACACAUUCACUACCUCUUAGUAUUGGCCACUUCUGUGGACGUAGUGAUCCUUGGGCUGAGCUUCCCCAAGAGCCAGGCGGGGUUGAAUGACAGCAUGUCUGGUGGGAUGCAACUACUACCAGACCCCCUCUUCUCAAUCCCGACAGACAACACCUACAUCCUAUCCAUCACCUCCACAGACCUGGGACGCAUUUUCAUGGCAGGAAAGGACGGCUGUCUCUAUGAGAUAGCUUACCAGGCCGAGGCAGGAUGGCUGAGCCAGCGCUGCAGAAAAAUCAACCACUCUAAAAGCUCUCUGUCCUUCCUCGUCCCCUCUGUGCUCCAGUUCUCCUUCUCUGAAGACGACCCCAUUGUGCAGAUUGCUAUUGACAACUCCCGCAACACACUAUUCACACGCUCUGAGAAAGGUGUUCUGCAGGUGUAUGACCUGGGGGCUGAUGGUCAAGGUAUGAGUCGUGUGGCAACCAUGUCACAGAACACCAUUGUUGCGGCUGCUGGGAACAUAGCCAGGACUAUUGAUCGUUCUGUCUUCAAACCCGUUAUCCAGAUCUCUGUGAUUGACAGAUCUGAAUCCUCAGAUUGUCACCUGCUCGCUGUCACUCAUGCAGGUGUGCGUCUCUACUUCAGCACCACACUCUUUGCCCUUCCACACCAGAGGCAUGUGGCAGUUCGACCUAGCCUGUUAGCUUUGGUCCAUGUUCGUCUGCCACCGGGUUUUUCUGCAUCCUCUACCCUGCAGAAACCUGCAAAGGUCCAUAAGGCACUACACAGCAAAGGUAUUCUGUUAAUGGCUGCUUCUGAGACAGAGGACAGUGACAUUCUGUGGUGCAUCAAUCAUGAUUCCUUCCCCUUCAAGAAACCCUUGAUGGAGACUCAGAUGAUGUCUAAUGUAGAUGGACACUCUUGGGCUCUUUGUGCCAUUACUGAGGAGAGACCAUCAAAGAUAUUUACUCCUCUGAACAAGGAACAGAUCCCCAUCACUGAUUCACCUGUGGUGGUCAAACAGCACAAUAUCCCUCAGCAGAAGUUUGUCCUUCUCUCUGCAAAGGGGAGUCAUAUCUUCCAAAAACUGCGGCCGGUGGACCAGCUCCGUCACCUCCUAGUGAGCUGUGCUGGGGGAGAAAAUGAAGAGGUUGAGCGUUUCUUCAAGCUGCACAGGGAGGAGCAGGCUUGUGCCACAGCACUGAUCCUGGCUUGUUCCAGCGCGGCUUCUGACAGAGAGGUGUCACAGUGGGCCACCAGAGCAUUCUUCAGAUAUGGAGGAGAAGCACAGAUGAGAUUUCCAGCUGGCAUGACUUCUCCCAGUACUGUUGGACCUGUGAUGAGCUCUCCUGCCCCAGGCAUCGUGCCCCCAGCUUUUGCCACACCUUUCGCACAAAUGCACUCUGGGUCUGCCCCCAUCACGCCCAUGUCAAUUGGCCCAGAGGUUAUUUUCUCAGGGAAACACAACGGCAUCUGUGUUUACUUUGCUCGCAUUCUUGGAAAUAUUUGGGACGGCAGUCUGGCUGUUGAGAAAACUAUAAGCCAAGGAAAUCAGACUGUCAGUAUUUUGGAAAGCAGCGUUGGUUCUUUUGCACUGGAGUCAGUACUCAUGGAGCUUUGCGGUUUGCGGGAGUUUCUUGAUAAAAACUCUCAGUUCAGUCCAUCUGCUCUUGGUGCUGCAAGUUUCAGCUCUCCUGCCAACCUGCAGCAAAGGCUGCUGGGAUUUAUGCGUCCUGACGGAUCCAGCUCGCAGCAAGUCCAGCAGGAGCUCCAGAGAAAAUAUCACACCAAGGCUCAGGUCUAUGAGAAAAUGUCCCUGCAGGGCACCCAGCAGCUAGUGCAUCGCUCUUAUCAGACUCUGGCCCUCUUGAAGCUUCUCUGUGAUCAUCAGUUCAGCGUCAUUAUGUCUGAGCUGCCAAAGGAGUUUCAAGAGCAGAUGAAGGGAGCGAGUUUUAAGGAUGUAGUAAUCCGGGGCAAGGAGCUGUCUGGAGCACUCGUCACAGCCCUCAUUAAUGUCUACAUCAAAGAUAAUGCCUCCGUGGAAGCCAUCAGCAAUCACCUGCGCGACAUCUGUCCCCUGCUGUACAGCAGCGAUGACAGCGUUUGCUCCAAGGCUAAUGAGCUGCUGCAGAGCUCCAAGCAGAUUCAGAAUAAAGCAGACAAAGAGCGCACACUGAGGGAGUCUCUCCGGCUCUAUCAGCAGAUCAGCCAACACACAGAUCUGCCGCUGGUCUGCUCUCAGUACAGACAAGUGCGUUUCUACGAGGGAGUCCUUGAGUUGUGCCUCACGGCAGCAGACAAGAAAGAUCCACAGAGACUGGGGCCCCACUUCUACAAGAAUGGAGAGCCUGAGGAGGACGGCGUGGGACAGCAGGCCUUCCAUGAAAGACUUUUGUGUUAUAAGUGCAUCACAGACACCAUGCAGGAGCUGGUGAACCAGAGCAAAGCCGCUCCUCAGUCCCCCAGCGUCCCUAAGCAGCCUGGGCCUCCCGUCAUGACUUCUGACCCCAACAUGCUCAGCAACGAAGAAGCUACAGCUCAUUUUGAGCAGAUUCUCGGUCUGGCUCAGAGGUCUCAGGACGAGCUGUUUCACAUCGCUCUGUACAACUGGCUGAUUCAGGCCGACCUGACUGACAAGCUACUGGAGGUGAAUUCUCUGUACCUAGAGGAACACCUGAUGCAUAUGAUCAAGCAGGACCAGAGCAAGGUGCACAAUAUGGACCUGUUGUGGCGCUACUAUGAGAAGAACCGUAACUUUGGCAAGGCAGCUCAUGUACUGGCCCGUCUCGCUGACAUGCACAGCACUGAGAUCUCACUGAAGCAGCGUUUGGAAUACAUUGCAAGAGCCAUCCUGUCUGCUAAGAGUUCCUCGUGCAUCUCGACUCAGGCCUCUGAUGGAGAGUUCCUUCACGAGCUGGAAGAAAAGAUGGAGCUGGUGCGUAUCCAAGUACAGAUCCAGGACACCCUGAUCAGACAGUACUCCCAUCAUCCCUCAGUGAAAAAUGUUAUCUCCCAGUUGGAUUCAGAGCUUAUGGACAUGACCAAGCUCUACGGGGAGUUUGCUGACCACUUCAAAUUGUCUGAGUGCAAGCUGGCCAUCAUUCACUGCGCAGGACACUCUGACCCAAUCCUGGUGCACUCACUGUGGCAAGAGAUCAUGGAAAAAGAGCUGGGAGACAGUGUUGCUAUGAGUCCAGCAGACAGAAUGAGGUCUCUCAGUUUGAAACUGGUAUCACUGGGAAAGAUUUACGCAGGAACACCAAGAUAUUUCCCCCUGGAGUUCCUAGUGAAGUUUCUGGAGCAGGAGGUGUGUCGACUGAACUGGGACGUUGGCUUCGUCACCUCCACCAUGCAGGAGAUUGGAGUACAGUUGCCACGUCUUCUUGAGGUUUAUGACCAACUCUUCAAAACUCGGGACCCCUGUUGGCAGCGGCUGAAGAAACCUCUGCACUUGGUGGAGUGUAUCCACGUGCUUCUGUCAGGAUUCGUGGAUGAGCCCAGCAGAGUACCAAGCUAUGACAAACGCCGAUUCACUAACGUGUGUCUUGACAACAUCUGUGGAUACCUCGUGGAGCUGCAGUCCCUGAGCCCAAACGCGGCCCUUCUACAAACCAUCGGAAACUUUAAGUCGCUACAAGCGAAGCUGGAGAAAGUCCACUGACUCUUCUAAUGACGUUAUUCACAGGAAAAGCAACAGGUGACGUCUGGAUCUUGCCAGGUUGGCCUUAAUUAAACGGCUGAUUUUAAAAGUGUGAUCACACGAUGAGCCCACGACAUGACGUUUGUAUUCCACAGUAGAGUUUCCCUCUUUUUCUCUUCGGUCGGAUAUGUUGCAGCUUAGCAAGAGCUUGUUGUUAAGGAACAGAGGGGGCAGAUGACAAUGUCUUCUGAUUUAAAAAAAAAAAGAGGAAGACAGAAGAGACAGGUUUUAUAACUUAUUUAAUACAUUUUGUUAUGAAUCUAAACAUUAUGCUGAAAUAUACAAAUUAGGAAAGCAAGGCACUGUUGGUUAUUUGCUUUGUGUGCAUAUAGCUGUGUCUAAAAGAUGGAUAUCUAAAAAUGACAAGAUAUUUGAGUUACUUGUGUUGAUUUAAAAACAUGACAUAAAAACAUCACUCUGAAUUUUAAAGGUGGGUUUUCAUACAUUGAAAAUGCACUUGACUAUUGAUUUGGGAUAUUUUCGUUUGAAUCCAUAUGUCUAACUAAAGUCUUUUGAUCACAGGGGAAUCAUUUAGAUUGUUCUGUGUUUCCCUCCAAACAAACAGUUCAUGUUUUGGAUGUUGUAAUUAUGUACAUAACUUGGCCAUAAUGUUGUCUCUUUUGCCAAAGGUCAUGCACACACACAGAAACAUUUUUUCUUUCAUGUUUAUUAUUUAGAGUGAGCAUUUUGUCUUCUCGGCUGACACAUUUAACAGUGAUUUUUGUGAUUUUGUUUUGAAUGCUGAACAAAUUUUUAACUGGUGCAGUUCAGUGCUGUACUGCAAACUUUGAGCGGGAAAAUAAAUCAAACAUUUUUAUGAAGAAAUAAAACGUGUUCU
This is a messenger RNA of Cyclopterus lumpus (lumpfish), 5162 nucleotides long. It is a transcript of the gene nup155, whose product is annotated as nucleoporin 155. NCBI's taxonomy places the organism in Eukaryota, Metazoa, Chordata, Actinopteri, Perciformes, Cyclopteridae. The transcript has 34 exons. Gene Ontology annotation, molecular function: structural constituent of nuclear pore; protein binding. The record is from RefSeq and is a predicted model, not a curated record. Bases 182 to 4285 code for a protein of 1367 amino acids. Gene Ontology annotation, biological process: RNA export from nucleus; protein localization to nuclear inner membrane; transcription-dependent tethering of RNA polymerase II gene DNA at nuclear periphery. Gene Ontology annotation, cellular component: nuclear pore inner ring; nuclear pore.